UUCGACCGCGCGCUCUGCUCGCUCCAAAAAACUCUUUAAUUUGAGAAUGCGGGCGGCAAUUGAUCGAUUGAUUUCCUUCUGGUCCACCGACUGCGAUAUUAAUUUCGCGCGGCGAACCUUGCACUUGCAGUUUUCUCCGGAGGAACCGCAAAACCAUCGAAGCGUGAACCAUGGAACCCCUAUAAAUGCUUCGGCGUUGACCACUGUAGGCCUAGUCCAACGGCUCGACCCACAGACAGCAUCACCACAUCCAUUGAUCGAGCAAGGACCAUGAGGAAACUACUGCUGGUGUUUUUGUUGGCCCGUUCCGGAUUUGCCGGCGAGCAAAACAACAACAAGACGAAGCGUGGAUUGAUCCAUGAGAGUCAUUACUACGGGGAAUCAGGACCUUUCCGGCCGGUCGCCACGCUCUACCAUCACCACCAUCAACAACAACAUCACCAGGACAACAAUCCAUCACCAUCGCAACAGAAUUAUUAUAGUAAUAAGCCGGAGCCGAAGGUGGCGUCGCAGCAGGUGCUGUACGAGUAUCAGCAGACGCCGCACAGCGCCGUCUCCAACGUGCACGUAAACCAGCAGUUCCAGAACGCUCCGGUGACGGAACCCACGUACCCCCAGCACCAGCCCAGCCAGUACGUCAACCCUGUGCAGCACAGCACUUACAUCCAGCAUGUUCCUUACAUUCCUCAGCAGCAACAAAACCCAUCCCCUCAUUACACACCGGCCAAAUACAUCUACGUCAACAACAAGGUCAUGUACCAAACGCCGCAGCAAUUGCACCCUCUAGCACCCAGACCUUACAAAUUACCGCUUCCGCUUCCUCAAAAGGUACAACCAGCGCCAGUUCUCCCGCCCUUAACCUACCAAAAUUACCAUCUAACCACGACCACGGCGAAACCCAUCACCACGCCGAAGCAGGAAGUCAAGAAAGUCGUAGAGGAAGUGCAAGAAGAUGAAGAGGACGACGAAGAAGAUGCCGAAGAAGAGGACGAAGAUGAGGAGGAGGAUGUACCUUUCGGCAGAUACAAGUUCGUUGAAGACGAAGAGGAGGACGCUGACGAAGAUGAGGACAAAUUGCGCGACGAAGAAGAGGACGAGGAUUCCCAUCGCGGCUCCAGCACCUCGUACAGAACGCACAAACCGAAGAACGCCAGCAAGUACAGCAUGGGCUACCGCUACAAGGAAGGAUACAAGACCAAAUCGAAUUACAACCAGAAGAAACCGGCGAAGAAACAGCGCGAACCUUCUUACAACGCCAAGAAACACCACCAUCACCAUCAGCGCCACAAGUCGGAACCGAUUCAGGGCAAAUCCUCGCAGCAGAUUCCCGUGACCGUGAAGAAAGUGUACAGAGAGAAAUGGUACAUUUCCAAAAAUUCCGACAAAACCCACUAAUUUAACAACCAUCACAUUGUUUAUUUUUACACUUUUUUAUAUCCAUUUACCUGUUGUUACU
Molecule: messenger RNA, 1456 nt
Organism: Nicrophorus vespilloides
Lineage: Eukaryota; Metazoa; Arthropoda; Insecta; Coleoptera; Silphidae
Gene: Fkbp39
Product: nucleolin
Exons: 2
Coding region: 271-1395 (374 amino acids)
Source: RefSeq, a predicted model, not a curated record